This is a messenger RNA of Suillus paluster, 2325 nucleotides long. RefSeq lists its product as uncharacterized. The transcript has 4 exons. The coding region runs from base 1 to 2325 and encodes 774 amino acids. The record is from RefSeq and is a predicted model, not a curated record. NCBI's taxonomy places the organism in Eukaryota, Fungi, Basidiomycota, Agaricomycetes, Boletales, Suillaceae.
AUGCCUAAGCCGCCCAGCCGUAAAACUCUCACGCAGUCUGCAGCUAUGUCGGACAGUAGCUAUAGCGUGCCCAGACCUAGUACUUCUGCGAAAGACCUAUAUCCCGAGCUUUCAGAUGAAACCCUAGCCGAAAGAAUGAAGGAAUUUGAAGCUUCCUCCUGGGCAAACUCACCAUGGGGAGAAGUUGUCGAGCCUCCACGAACGAAACGUGGUCCUCUUGUUGUACGUGGUCGUGCGGAGAAAGGCACGUUUUGGCCAGAAGGACAGGAGCCGACUUUUACGGGCAAGAAACGCAAGCGGCGCAUUUUUGUAACCGCAGACAAAUGCGAAACGCGCACAGAGAUCACCCACAAUCUCAAAGAAAUUCAGCGCCUCAAAGAAUUAACCCGUCACACUUCCACCUUCGAGGUAAAAAGCGGUGAUAUUUUAUUGUACCACGACGACAGCGACGACGACGAAUGGGAUCACGAAGACGACGACUUCGACGACUUCGACGACGAGCAAUUCAAGAUCUCUCGCAAAAUGAUCAUGGCUGGUCCAUGCCAUCCGCCAGAGUUUUACCUCCUUCAACAGUUGCAUCACCCGAACGCAUUAUCCCACCUUGCUGCAGCGAGCCGAUGGAUCAAUCAAGGGAAAAAAUUCCCAGUCGCGGUACCUGUCCCGGAUGACCUACGACAGCUUUGCGUUGCAGUUUUAACUGUUCCACACGGCAUGCUGGCGGAGAUACUGCCCCCCGACGACAUAUCUGUCUCAAAUCUCAUUAACUAUCCCCUUCCUAACAUUGCAAAGUGGCCAUUCACAGGGCCUAUAGAGUUUGAGGAAAGCCUUCCUACAGGCAAGGUCCACCCUAAGGCAACGAUACCUCCAGAUGCGUAUGUCCGCCAGCUUCGUGCAAACUUUGGUCAAGCACUUCUGGACGGGAAGCGCUUGAUACGUGAUCCGCGCAACCCUGAUACGUUGCUACCCCUUUGGGUGAUCGAAUUGUGGUGGGCAUUACACUGUGCGCGAAAAAACAAGAUGCAAUGGGCGGAGGCCAAGCGUUGGCUACAGGAGAAAAAAGCAGCAGGUAAGGAUGUGGAGUUGUUUCGUGAGGCAGAGGAGCAGCUCCGCUUUCUGCCCUGGAACAAGUCGCUACGUGGCCCUGCUGCUGCUGCCGGCAGAACGACAAAACACCUCCGCCUAUUUCUAUCGGACGACGAGCACCUGUCAGAGACUCUUGUCGAUCUGAUGACCGCCUCCCUAGUCUCUUUUUCACCCACACCAAAGCGCGACGUUAUGAUUGCCAAUACCAGUUUCGGCGAUGCCAUCCGCAGCGCGAAUAGUAUCUCCUACCACGAUCGGCCGCACAAAAAACUAAAGGCGCUUGAAGAUGAUGCCAAGAGAUAUAGACAUCUUUACACUCCGGUGCAUCUUCAUACGCAGGAUCAUUAUAUCGCAUUUGCAAUCGAUUUUGAAACGAAAUCUUUUAAAUACGGCAAGUACCCUCCGGUUUUAGCUUUGAAUACGCACACUAAUUUGAACGUAGGCGACUCUCUCUAUUCCAAAAACGUCCCUAAGGCCAUCAUUGAGAAACUACAGUGGUGGUUCUCCAGACGGUUGGGUGGAGAGUUUCGAAAUGAUGGACCCGUCUUGCAGAGCGGUCGCCAGAAGGACUCUUGUUCAUGUGGGCUUUUUGCGAUCAACACCAUCGCGCAUAAUGCCCUCGGACAUGCGCUCGGUGUACCUGACCCUGCAUCUGACCGAGCUAGAUGGUUCUCAUUGACUGCGAAAGGUCAGAUUCCAGAACGACAAGUCGUGCAACGGGGACGUGAUUUUCCAGCGGCCGUGCAUCCAGAGGCCGCAAUGAUCGUGGAUGUGUUGUCCUCAAGAGCUCGAGCAAGCGAGACGGGAAAGGGAGGAAAAGAGAGACUGGAAAGGCAGGAGAAAGAGAGGCUCGAGAGGGAGGCUCGAGAGAGAUUAGAAAGGCAGGAGAAAGAGAGGCUCGAGCAAGCGAGGCUCGAGAGGGAGGCUCGAGAGAGACUGGAAAGGCAGGAGAAAGAGAGACUCGAGAGGGAAGCUCGAGAGAGACUGGAAAGGCAGGAGAAAGAGAGACUCGAGAGGGAAGCUCGAGAGAGAUUUGAAAGGCAGGAGAAAGAGAGACUCGAGAGGGAGGCUCGAGAGAGACUGGAAAGGCAGGAGAAAGAGAGGCUCGAGCAAGCGAGGCUCGAGAGGGAGGCUCGAGAGAGACUGGAAAGGCAGGAGAAAGAGAGACUCGAGAGGGAAGCUCGAGAGAGACUGGAAAGGCAGGAGAAAGAGAGACUCGAGAGGGAAGCUCGAGAGAUUUGA